Molecule: messenger RNA, 2511 nt
Organism: Capsicum annuum
Lineage: Eukaryota; Viridiplantae; Streptophyta; Magnoliopsida; Solanales; Solanaceae
Product: cysteine-rich receptor-like protein kinase 44
Exons: 7
Coding region: 323-2335 (670 amino acids)
Biological process (GO): protein phosphorylation
Molecular function (GO): ATP binding; protein kinase activity
Source: RefSeq, a predicted model, not a curated record
UAAUUGGAAGUAGUAGACGGGGAGGGAAACAGGGAUGAGAUGACAAGGUGGGAAAUUGAAUUCUCAUCAACAAAAUGAAAGUUGAGAUAACCAACAAAUUGAGCUACUAAAAUUUCCCCAUUAAAGAAAUCCAAAUUAACAACCAUCAAUAAAUUACGUCUUUGUACUCUCUGUCCAUCUUUUCUUGUCGUCAAUAGUGGACAUGUAAAGAUGGAUGGAGGGAGUCUAACUAAAUGGUCCUUUCAACUCAACUUUUGCAGCAUCUAUAAAUUGGCCUUAUCUCUCAACUUGAUGAAGUAGUGAAUUGUUCAAUUUUUGCAUAAUGCCUAGUUUGAAUAUCCCAUUAUGCCUUAUUGUUCUUUUCUUAAUCACCCAAAGUAUUUGUAGCUCAGUAUCAGCUGCUGAUGACUAUUACUGCCCAAACACAACAACAACUUACAAUAUUUCAAACUCCUCUUAUCAUUCCAAUCUCAAUUUGCUACUUUCAACCCUCUCUAAUGCCUCGAAGGAAUAUCAGUUUUACAAUUUUUCCACUGGUGGCCGCAGUAAUUCAGAAAGAAUUUACGGUCUGUUUAUGUGUCGAGCUGAUUUUUUGAGUUUGUCAUGUCAAGAUUUUGUAACUAGAGCUGUUGAUGAAAUAGUCGAGCUAUGCCCACGGAGAAAAACAGCUAUAUUUUGGUCGGACGAUAACUUAUUACGUUAUUCGAAUCGAUUAAUAUUCCCCGAUCCAGAUUAUUCAUCCAUAAUUAACAAACCAAAUAAACCUUUUGUUCUGCUCAAUACUAAUAAAAUUAGCAUUCAUGAACAGAGUAGGUUCAAAAAGAAGCUAGGGGAAAUGAUGGAUGACAUGGCAAAUCGGGCUGCUGGUGAUCGUUCAAUAGGCAAGAAAUUUGCAAUUAGAGAAGCCAAUUCUAGUGGUGACAUAACCCUUUAUGCCUUAGCUCAAUGCAUUCCUGAUAUGUCUUCUUCUUCUUGCCUAAAUUGCCUUAGAAAUGUGAUCAAUGUCUUACACAAAUGUUGUGAUGAACUUAGAGGUGCUAGAGUUCAAUUUCCUAGCUGUUUUAUGAGGCAUGAAGUGUAUCCCUUCUACAAUCAACACAACGUACCUGCUCUGUCGAAACAUCAAGGGCAUAAUGGAAUCUACAAAACAGAACUACUAAUUAUUGUUUGUGUAGUCAUUGCCAUCGUAAUUCUUUUGUUUAUACUAUCCAUUGGAGUCUUUCAUUUGCUAGAGAGGAGAAGAAGGAUGAAAAGAAACAGUAUACCAAAGGAGAUGAAUAAUGAUGUUGCAGUUGAUCUUAUUGGUGGGAUUCUAACAGCUGAAUCCUUGCAAUAUGACUUUAGUACAAUUGAAGCUGCCACUGAUUACUUCUCUAUGGAAAACAAAAUUGGUGUAGGUGGAUUUGGUGAUGUCUAUAAGGGAGAACUUGUUAGUGGACAAGAGAUAGCUGUAAAAAGGCUAUCAAGACUGUCAAGCCAAGGUGUAGAAGAAUUUAAGAAUGAGGUUGUACUUGUAGCUAAGCUUCAACACAGAAAUUUAGUGAGACUGCUGGGUUUUUGCUUGGAAGGGGAAGAAAAGAUACUCAUCUACGAGUUCGUUCCCAACAAAAGCCUCGACUAUUUCUUAUUUGAUACGAAGACGCAAGCAACGCUGAGCUGGUCAGUGCGUGACAAGAUUAUUAGAGGAAUUGUACGAGGAUUAGUUUAUCUUCAUGAAGAUUCCCGUCCUCGAAUCAUACAUCGUGAUCUCAAAGCAAGCAACAUUUUGCUAGACAAAGAUAUGAAUCCAAAAAUUUCAGAUUUUGGCAUGGCUAGAAUAUUUGGAGUGAACCAAACUGAAGGAAGCACUAAAAUAAUUGUUGGCACAUACGGCUACAUGUCUCCAGAAUAUGCAAUGCAUGGCCAGUUUUCAGUGAAGUCUGAUGUAUUCAGUUUUGGUGUGCUUCUUCUAGAGAUAAUAAGUGGAAAGAGAAAUAGAUCGUUUUAUCAGGAAGAUAAAUUUGAUGAUCUUCUUAUCCAUGCUUGGAAGCUGUGGAAAGAUGGUAGAGCAAUGGAACUUGUAGAUCCAACUCUUAUUGGUCACUCAAAUUCGAUGUUAGAAAUCAUGAGAUGUAUUCAUAUCGGACUGUUAUGUGUUCAAAAUAAUUUGGAUGAAAGACCGACAACUGCUUUGAUAGCUCAUAUUCUCAAUACUGAUUCUGUUAUUCUGCCGAAGCCAAAUCAUCCAGCUACUUAUAAGGAUUAUACUAGAAUAGGAAAUACGGACCAACUCCCGAGUAAUUCCAUUUCAUCAUCUGUAUUUCAGGAAUUAAUUUCUGAAAUCUAUCCAAGAUAGUAUGGUUUACCAAAGAAAACUAUUUUCAUCACUUGAUUAGAUUGUCACGAAAAGUCUUUUAUGUCGAUUUUUUCUCUUUUUAUAAUUCUAUUUCUUAUAAAUUGUAACUAUUGAUUCUCAACUAUUACUUACCAGUUUUCUAUGAAGUUAAAAGCUCGAAUUGAGCUAAGAAUUAA